UGUGUAAACGUCUGUUUGUUUAUUUUUUUCCCCCAUCCAGGAUUUAACUUGCGAAAUUUAAUUUCCUAAUUUAAGUAUCUUUUGUCUUAAAAAGUUAGCGUUGUCAUUUUGAAUUAAUCCGAUAAUAUUCUUGCAUUUUCAAGUAUGAGUGGCAAUGGGCAAGAUCACCAGUUACCCGAUGGACUUGAAGCUGCAGAUGAUGGACAAGAUGAAGAUGAUGAAUUUGGAGAAUUUGAAGGCUUUGAAGGAGGAGUAGAACGCAUGCAAGCUCAACCAGCUCCUUCGCCAUGGGCUACAUUCCCAGAUUUACUCCCAGUUCAGUCAAGUCCUGCAACACCAGCGGAAGAUGGUCAAGCUUCAUCAUCAAGAAUGAACAAUGCUUCCGCUCGGGAAAUGUGGCAACCACCAUCAAAUGUGGUGGCUUGGCCGGGACCCAGUGUCAGUCAUGAAGAUCCCAGACAUAUGCCUCAACAAAUGCGAACAUUAAACCCACCAGAUGUUUCCUUAGGGACCAAUCAAGCUGUUGGUGGGCGCAUCACACCAGAUAAUGUUCAUGAUGCAGCUCUUGCUGUAGUAAUGGAUCACAUGGAUAAUGGCUUGGAUGGGAGAAUGCCUGUUGCCCACAUAGAUAGACUGAAUCAACAGUUAGAAAAUGCUGAACAUAGCCGGGCUCUCUUGGAAGAGCAAGUUAGUGGUUUAAGACAAAGAAAUGUUGAAUUAGAACAGCAGGUUAUUAGUAGCCAAGCUCAAAUCAAUGAUUUAAAUACAAGGUUACAAAGAAAUCAGGAAACUCUAGAACAGAGAUUAUCAGAAAUGAGGCAUUUGAAUAAUGCUGAUUGGAGACAAGAUUUGAGACAAAUCCAGGAAGAAAUUGCUGCUAUCAAACAAAGUCAAAUAGAAGAAAGAAAUGAAUUAGAAGCAUCUCGACAAAAUUUGGAAGAAAUGAAAAGUGGGAUUUGUAAUAGGCUGCAAGUUUUAGAGUCUAAUAUACAGAGAGAAUAUGCAGAAAUGGAAAAGCGCUUAUCCAAAAAAUUUGAUGAGCAGUGUCAUCAGGUGAAAUCAGCCAUCGAAACUGUUGUCCAGCAAACAGCACAGCAUCUUUCAGGAAAUUUAUCUCAACUUGUUUGUGAAGCUGUUCAGAAUUCAAAUUCUGGAGAUAAUCAAAGCAGUAAUUUGAUGCAGUCAAUUAAAGCAGAACUGGAAAAGCACAAAGAUCAACAAAAAAGGGUUCUAGAAGAAGAAAGACAAAGACAGUUAUUAACGCUUUCCUCAGCCCUCCAGUCAGCUUUGCAACAUCUUAAUAGUGCAAUCAACAAUGACUCUAAGGUGAAAGAUGGUAACAUAUCUUGAUCAAAAAUGACACAUGCUCAUUUAUAUUAUAUAUCAUCAGAUAUGCACAAGAUGGAAUUUUAUUUACUCCAUUCAUUUGACUUUUGUGAAAAUUCAGUUAUUAUUUAUAACUAUAUAAGAAAUGAAUGUGUUUGUGUGAAUAUACUUCUCUCAAUGUAUGUAUUGUAUUAUAUUCACUAACAUGCUGAUGUUUGUGACAGUGUAAUUUUAUUAUAUAUGUAAAUAGAAGAAUUAUUACUUGGAAAUAAAUGUUUUGAUGUUAA
Molecule: messenger RNA, 1613 nt
Organism: Argiope bruennichi
Lineage: Eukaryota; Metazoa; Arthropoda; Arachnida; Araneae; Araneidae
Product: coiled-coil domain-containing protein 91-like
Exons: 10
Coding region: 145-1350 (401 amino acids)
Source: RefSeq, a predicted model, not a curated record